This is a messenger RNA of Manis pentadactyla (Chinese pangolin), 2912 nucleotides long. Its product is annotated as peroxisomal 2,4-dienoyl-CoA reductase [(3E)-enoyl-CoA-producing]. Gene Ontology annotation, biological process: fatty acid catabolic process. The transcript has 8 exons. Lineage: Eukaryota; Metazoa; Chordata; Mammalia; Pholidota; Manidae. The record is from RefSeq and is a predicted model, not a curated record. Gene Ontology annotation, molecular function: 2,4-dienoyl-CoA reductase (NADPH) activity. Bases 85 to 960 code for a protein of 291 amino acids.
GGGCAGCCGGGGCUCUGCGCUCUUGCCCCGGCGGCUGAGACCCAGCCGUCGCUCUCCCCGCGCCGUCAACCCUUGCCAAGCGCCAUGGCCCAGCCGCCGCCGGAUGUGGAGGAGGACGACUGCCUCCUCGAGUACCACCACCUCUUCUGCCCCGACCUGCUUCGGGACAAAGUGGCCUUCAUCACUGGCGGCGGCUCGGGGAUCGGAUUCCGGAUCGCUGAGGUUUUCAUGCGGCACGGCUGCCAUACAGUUAUCGCCAGCAGAAGCCUUCCAAGAGUUUCGAUGGCUGCCAGAAAGCUGGCCUCUGCCACUGGCCAGCAGUGCCUCCCUUUAUCUCUGGACGUCCGAGUUCCAGCAGCCAUCACAGCCGCUGUGGACCAGGCACUGAAGGAGUUUGGGAAAAUUGACAUCCUUGUUAACUGUGCGGCUGGAAACUUCCUGUGCCCUGCUAGCGUGUUGUCCUUCAAUGCCUUCAAGACUGUGAUGGACAUCGACGCCUUGGGCACCUUCAAUGUGUCUCGGGUGCUUUACGAGAAGUUCUUCUGGGACCACGGAGGGGUGAUUGUGAACAUCACCGCGACCCUGGGUACCCGGGGGCAGGUGCUCCAAGCGCACGCAGGCUCUGCCAAGGCGGCCGUGGAUGCGAUGACGAGGCACUUGGCUGUGGAGUGGGGUCCCCAGAACAUCCGUGUCAACAGCCUUGCUCCAGGCCCCAUCAGUGGCACAGAGGGGUUCCGGCGGCUAGGUGGCUCCCAGGCCAGCACAAGCAUGGAUGUCCUGGCCAGCCCCCUGCGGAGGCUAGGGAACAAGACGGAGGUCGCCCACAGCGCACUCUACCUGGCCAGCCCUUUGGCAUCCUACGUGACGGGCGCCGUGCUGGUGGUUGACGGUGGGGCAUGGCUGACGUUCCCCAAUGAUGUCAAGUUGCUGGAGGAUUUUGCAUCCUCUGCUAAGCUCUAGGUGAUGCGCCACUCCCACUUUCUGGGGUCACCUGUGUCCUUGGUCCCCUUCCCAAAACUGCACCCGGUGGGCGAGGGUCACUGUGCUAGGCUCUGAUGUGGUUCCCCUUUGUCCCUUGGGUGCAUUUUAGAUGUGUUCUCAGGCACUCUGACAGGUGCUGGACAGCUGAAGCAAAGGAGGCAUUCUGAAGGGGGGGCUGGUCCACAGCCCUUCUUGGAUUUAUGGAAUGCUUCUUCAGGGUUCCUGUGGGACCCGCCUACCCUCCAGCCAAGAGCACCAGACCUGAUGUUCCCAGCAGAAUUCCUGAAGCAGAGACUGGCCCUUCUUCAGGGCCCCUGCUAUGUCCAUGGUCCCUCCCUGGGGCCCUCUCUCCUGUGCUGAGGCAGGAAUAACCAGGCAGUGAGGCGGGCCUGCUGACCUGCCUCACCAGGGUGUCUGGGGUGGUCAGCAUUCCAGAACUCCCUUAAGAGUAGAGAUGUAGCCAAGCUGCUGGGGUGUCCCCUGACCUGGGGCAGGGCCUGUACUAUCACCUGCCCUGUGGCCUCUGGGCUGGCCUCCUUUCUCCUGCCUGUGUCUAAGAGGCGCCCCCAGAGGCUCCUGCCACCUGGGUGCAGAGAAGGGCAUUUCAGGCUCCUGCCUUCCCUUCUUUGCUCUUCCACUUUGGGACCUUUCCUCAGCAAAGAGAAGCCCCAGAGGGUUGGGAAGUUAUGAUCCCUCCUUUAUUCCUUCUAUGAUCACUCUUUGACCUCCAGGCCAGGAUCUAAGGGAGCCACUGGUCACUGGGGCUUGUUUCUGUGUUCCUGUGCAAGGCCCCCUCCCUGUCUGUACCAGCCAUUUACAUAAAAAUAGGUCCUGCAGUUUUGCCAGAAAAUGCAUUUCCUUAAAGAAUAUUCUUUUUACUAUAAAAAUGUCUAUUGAUUGGGUUUCACUUAAGUUUUUGGAAGGGAAGGUGAGACACUUGGAAAGACUCCCUGGUGAUCCAGUCAUUAGAGGUCAGGGUGCAUUUCCUUCCUGCCCUUUUUCUGUGAAGAACUUAGAAAAUGCUUCCCACCUAAUACUUGAAGCCCCGUUUUCAGGCAGGUGGAGCCCACCCAAGGUAAGAAGAGGUGGUCUGCUCCCUUGGUGGUGAGAUGGGGACCGUGGGUGUAGUCAGAGCAGGGUGAGGGCCUCUGGAAGAAGACCCCUACCAAAACUCUGUAUUAAACAAUUAAGCAAAGACAGAAUCACAUUAAUUCUCUAAAGUAAAAUAUCAAACUAGGAAUAUAAGCAUUUUUCAGUGAAGAUUAGUUAAAACUAAAAAGCCAGGAGUAACUUAGCCUGGAAUGUUUGAACAUCUCCCAGAUAAGACAGUACCUCAGUAUAGCCCAUGUCUUGUUUGUAUCAAUUAAAUGAGGCUAUUGUAAAGUUCACUUUAGCGUGCUAAAAAGCCCAGUUUAAUUUAACUUUACUGAGAUGCUGCUUUUCCUCCUCCAGCCCCUAAUCAAGGAAUAUAUAACCUGGGCAAUUAAUAUAACAGGCAGGCCAAGCUGUAAACAACAUAGUGAAGGGCAGGAAGGAUUCCAUCUUAAAGAUAAGAAGUUAAAAAGUAAGAUUCUUAAUUUACUAUUUAACAAGAAGACAAUAACUCAGCUCAUCCUGAAAGCAAGACAAGCAGCCUUGAUUGAUAUGCUUCCAAUCUAAAUAAACUGUUAUUCUAAGAAAGAAUCAAAGCAGUAAAUUUGUUAUGCUAACUCUGCAAAAUAGUCUGGAAACCUGAUAAGAAACCUAGUGUCUCCUUAAAAACAAACAUUAAGAGACCAUUUGGUGGGUCUGAAUCCCUAGCUCUUUGUCUCUCAACCGCCUAUAAACCCCCUAGAUAACGCACCACUACUGGCUCUCCUGUCCCCUCCAGGCUCAUGCCAGGAGCUCUGUCCUCUCACUGUAUCUCAAUUAAAGUCUUCCUGGCUCUCCUA